This is a messenger RNA of Salvia miltiorrhiza (redroot sage), 477 nucleotides long. RefSeq lists its product as uncharacterized. The transcript has a single exon. Bases 1 to 477 code for a protein of 158 amino acids. Lineage: Eukaryota; Viridiplantae; Streptophyta; Magnoliopsida; Lamiales; Lamiaceae. The record is from RefSeq and is a predicted model, not a curated record.
AUGAGUCCCUACCGUCUUGUGUAUGGCAAAGCCUGCCAUUUGCCGGUCGAGAUCGAGCAUCGCGCUUAUUGGGCUAUCAAGGCCGCGAACUUGGACCUUCGAUCCGCAGGGAAGCACCGAGCCUUACAAAUGGAAGAACUUGACGAGUUGCGCAAUGAAGCAUAUGAGAAUGCGCGCAUCUACAAAGACAAAGUGAAGAAAAUACAUGACCGUCGUAUCGUGCAAAAGGAUUUCCACCCGGGCAUGAAAGUACUGUUGUUCAACUCUCGGUUGAAACUCUUUCCCGGAAAACUCAAGUCCCGUUGGACUGGCCCGUUCAUCAUCAAAGAAGUGCUCAAUCACGGAGUUGUGGUGUUAACCAAGGAAGGCACAGAUGAGCAAUUUACGGUCAAUGGACAUAGGGUGAAGCCCUACUUGGAGCAUGAUCAUUCUUCCGUUGUGGUAGAAAGACAAGUGCUUCAUGAUCCGGAUUCUUAA